Hyposmocoma kahamanoa is the source of this 1776-nucleotide messenger RNA. RefSeq names its product UBX domain-containing protein 6 (gene Gint3). The record is from RefSeq and is a predicted model, not a curated record. The transcript has 10 exons. Gene Ontology annotation, molecular function: protein binding. The coding region runs from base 177 to 1511 and encodes 444 amino acids. Lineage: Eukaryota; Metazoa; Arthropoda; Insecta; Lepidoptera; Cosmopterigidae. Gene Ontology annotation, cellular component: cytoplasm.
AACGUUUUUCUUGAUUCUGUUGUUUACUUUCUUAUUGAUUUUUGUGUCGUGGCGAGUGUACGGAAAACGUAUAUCUGAGAGGUUUAUGAAGCCUGCUACAUCGGCAACUAUAGAACAGUUGAAGGAAAGUGUUUCCAAGCUGAAACUGCCUAAGGAGCACACUCCAAGGAUAUAAAAUGACGGACAAGAUUAAAAAGUUCUUUCAAAAGAAGAAAGCUGAUGCAAAAUUCAAGUUGGCUGGACCUGGACAUAAACUAAGUGACGCAUCAAGCAGUACUAGUUCAGUAUCAUCCAAGAAAGAUGCAGUAAAACCAAGAAGGUCUGGUUUGUCUGAGGAGAGCAAAGUAGCUGCUGAUGCAGCAUUGGCCAGGCUGCAGCAGAAACGAGAGAACCCUACAUUCAACACUUCUUUGGCUGCAAUUCAGGCACAAGUAAGGAAAGAACUUGAAAAUGAAUCAAACGCUUCAAAAUCCGAACCACAUGUUGAUGAAAGACCGAGGUCACCUGAAGAAGUGGAUUUGCCAAGGAACUUUGCUGCAGCUGGUGUGUUUUUUAGAUGUCCUAUAAUAAGCAAUGACAUUCUACCUAGAGAUGAGUGGAAGAAAAACAUUAAAACUUUCCUUUAUGAACAACUAGCGGAGGAGAGGGGAUUGACUGCCUGUCUUAUUAUACAGUCAUGUAACAAUAAUAGAGACAAGGUGGAGAAAUGCGUGGAGACGCUAUGCAAGUAUUUGGAAAAUAUCGUUACACAACCGGACGAGGAGAAAUUUCAAAAAAUCAGGAUGUCGAAUAGAGCCUUUACGGAACGCGUCCAGCCAAUAGAAGGCGCGAUGGAGCUUUUAUUCGCGGCUGGUUUCACUCAGCAAAAGAUCACCAACGCUGACGGCGUCGAGGAGGACUACCUCGUGUUCAACCGUGACCUUGUGCCUAACACUGAUAAUCUUGUUACACUAAUAGACGCGCUUCGAACGGCUGAACCGAUCCAACUAGAGCUGGACAGAAACCUCCAGGUGUUGCUGCCUUCUCAGGCCGCUACAAAAGUACAAUUGCCACCUACUUUCUAUGCUCUAACUCCUGAGGAACUGAAAAGGGAACAUCAGUUAAGAACGGAAGCAUUGGAAAAAAGUCAAAUGCUGCGCACUAAAGCGAUGCGAGAAAAAGACGAGAUAAGAGAAAUGCGCAAAUACAAAUUCGCUAUUAUCAGAGUACGUUUCCCAGACGGGAUUUUGUUGCAGGGUACAUUCUCCGUGUACGAACGCUACCACGAAAUCCACGACUUCGUGGCGGAGAAUCUCGAACAUAGCGACCUACCUUUCAUUUUGAACACGCCCACAGGACACAAAUUACUCCUCGAAGAGGACGCUAAUAAGACCCUUAUAGAUCUUAGAUUAGUACCGGCCACAGUGCUUACUUUUGCUUGGCACUCAUCGGUUAUAGAAGAGAUUAAUAAUAGUCCGAAUAAGGAUGUCUAUCUGAAACCGGAAGUUAUGUUAUUGGUGCAGGAACUUUAAAUUUUAUCAUAAUAAUGGUAUACAAAACUAAGGAGGUAUAUGUUUUGGAUGUGUUUAUAAUUGAAAUCUUGGAAUAAUUGUCGUGUAAUUAUUAGGCUAAUAAUUACACGACAGUUAUUUCAAGAUUGGCUAAUUCUCAGAUUAUUGUUCUCUGUCUAAGUUUCGUUGCAAUUUUGUAUAAUAUAAGCGAAGUUAUUUCGAUAUUUAUAAAAUUAAUUGGAACAAUAAAAUGCUAUCGCUAGCAAUGUCGUGCUAUGUGUUUGUA